AUGGCGACUCCUGUGGACGACCAAACCGUUCUGAUCCCCGUCAAAGUCGACGCCUUCGUCUUCAAUUCCAAGGUCUGCGAUGGAGUCCCUCCUGAAUCUGCAGGCACUCAAGAGGACAAUGAACCAACCGAGACACGGCUUCCAACCCCGACAGCGGCCAAGAUCGCGCCUAUUACCCAACCCAACUACACGUUUUUGCGGCUGGACCGCGAUGUCAUCCAGCCAGAUAUUCAGAACCCGGUUGACCUGAACAACUCAUGGCCGUCGGGGUUCAAUUCACGCUUCACUGAUCUUGGGAGCGACACGACAAGAAAGCACCGCGUCGGUGUCUAUUUGCACUGGACUAUGCCACGGCUUUACCGCAGCGGCAUUGCAGCGGCUGGCCCCGAAGUCGCGAAAGGAGCUGAUUUCCGAGAUGCGCGGGCCGCAAGGGGUCUCGACGAUCUCAAAGUGGAAACAGACGACAACCAGAAUGAUGACGAAAACAACAACCGCGGACACCGACGAUGGCUCGUCAUCCGCCACAUCAGCGACUCGUCAUCGAUCAUGCCGCCUGAGGCUCGAGGAAGCGUCAAGGAGUUCACCGCAUGGGUUGUUGAGAGCGACAGGCUCCGCGCUCUCGAAGAACUCGGACCUGAGGAGGACCUGCAACUACGUAUCAAGUUGGCCGACAAGAAGGACCAGGAGAAAGAAUUCAAGAAUUGGCUCGGUUCACAGGCCGACACGCGGCUUGUGUGCCAUGGCGCUAUGUAUCACGUAAACUGGGAUGUUGACAAGAAACCGGCCAAGGUCCCAGCCGAUGACUUUUCCACGCAUCUCAACAGCAGCUUGCCAGUUGCUGUUGGCACGACGCCUCUGGACGCGCUGACGACGUAUGCGCGGGCAAUGCGUAAGAUUGAUCCGGUCGACAGCAUCCCGCACAAACUUGAAGAGUAUAUUGGUGCCCUUGAGCGACACCUGCUUGCGCGGGACGAUGGUGUUGAAGCACAGCAGCAGGCGAAAGAUCUGCUUUACAACUGGAACUACCUACAUGGCGAUGGUGGCCAAGCGUGGCAUACCUCGGGUGCUGAGGAGAAUGGCAAUGGCGGAAACAAGGAUCGCCCCAUAGCGCCUCCAGCUGUUCUCGGUAACCUUCGGAGACUAAACAUCCUUCAAAAACUGCUUGACGGCGUAGAGCGUACAACAGCCCGGCUUCGAUGGGAGAUGUUUGCUCUUUGGUGGUGGCUCGUCUCGGAUGCCACCAAACAGCGUGAAGUCAAGACGGGCCCUCGUGUGCGCAAGCUGGAUACAAGAGUUGGCGAGCUUGAGAACCGCCGAAAGGAUCUCAUCGCGGAGAUCAAUGGAUUAGCCGGGCCUGAGAAGACAACCAGGACGGUCCAACCGGGAGCAAGGCCUGCUUUCCACCAGCAGCGAGACCCGACACUGCUUAUUGGUGGCAUCCAGUCUGGCUGGCAGUACGAUUACCUUGAUGAUCUUCUCAUGCGACAUGAAUCUCAGACGGUGACAGCAUUGGAGAAGCCGAGGCCAGUACAGCCAAGUCCCGAUGUACCAGAGCCCGACACAACGGAUGGCCCAUCAUGGAGCGAGCUUGGCACGAUUGUGCUUCCAAAGCUGCCGAAGGAACUCCGACCUGCAAUUAAGCGGCUCGUUGACGAAUUUGUCUUGCUACGCCCGCAGACGGAGGAUCUUGAGCCGGCGCUCGCUGACAACGUGCAAGCACCGCUCUUCCACGACAAAAAGGAGCAUCGCGAUGGCGAUCAGGUCAAAAUGGGGCCCUGGCGCGACCGCUGGAAUAACACACAGCCAUGGUUCCCACUGUUCCUCGGGUGGGAGAUCGAGUAUCACCACGUGCCGUUUUAUCUCUGGACCCUGGCACCUCUCUCGAGCCGAACUUUUAAGACAAAGCGGCUGCGAUACGGCAUCGACGGCAAGAAGCCAUCAUUCUCGCUUGAAGCUAAGAUCCGACAACUAUUUGAUAGCACUCCAGCAAGUGACCUCGGCGAAGACAAACAAAAUCACAAGAAGGAUAAGGAGGACGAGCAAGAUGAGGAAAAUAACAAUGAAAAUGACACGGAGAAGGACAAAAAGAACGGCGGAUCCUCGACAAGCACAAACGAGAGGAAUUACUUCGCGAACUUCAUCAUACAGCAGGGCAAUCACAUCAAAUCUAAUCUGCGUCACGGCGGUACGGGCGAGGCCAUCCACGCUAUUGAUCCACGGCCAAGCAAGAACCCGCAGAAGGUAUGGCCAUGCAUUGGCGAGUGGCUCGCGCCGCAGCUGAGAGGAGAUGGCACGGCAAGGGAGCCGAAUGUUGUCGAACGAGAUGAAGGUCUCACGAGGAAAGUUCCCAGCCAUGAGGAUGGUGGUAAUGGCGAUGACGAUGAUGUGCGCGAUGAGGACCCCAAACCCUGCGAGUUCAUGCAGAUUCCGCCUCAGAUCAAUCAACAAGCCCGUCUGAACGCAACUUUCGUUGUGCGAGCUGACAAAACCGACGAUGCCGACGGCGACGAAGGCAUUAUCACACAGAACGGCAGGCUCUUGCCCUCCUCAAAAACGUUAACACCUUUCUGGCGCCCAGCAGACGAGUGGGAGAAUCCCAUCUGGGGCUGGGUGGUCAUCAAUUACGCCAACACAGGCAUACAGCUCUUCCUCCCGGACGGAACCUUCUACCGGGAGGUUCGACUCGCAGGACCCUCGGGUGCCCAGACCUCGCCUGAAUGGUUACCCUUCCGGCCACCCAAAGCCGGCGACGAUCUGCCCAAAAAGCCAGAGAUGCAGCAGCUGCAGCUUCUCGUGCAGCGGCUCGGAGGUGAUCCGAAAUUUCUUCACGCCUUCUGGAAUAUGAUCGAGACGUCCACGUCAGAAAUGGAUGCCGCUGCUGCGCCUGAGGCUUACGCCGAGUUCGCGAGUGCGCUUAUAGGGCGUCCACUGGCUCUCGUGUAUGCCGGAUGGUCACUGGAGCUGGCAGCUGAUGCCCUCGUGAGCCAGGCUGAUGGCGAGCAGGAAGAGGAAGAUGGAGAUUCCAAGACUCGGCCAAGAAAGCCACCCCAUGGAUUGCUACCCGGCACAGGCAAUGAACAGUACUCAUUUGGCGUCAAGAUUGGUGACAGGCAGCGUGGGUUCGAUGGUCUCGUGGGUUACUUUGAGUGCCGCGAGAGCUUGUCCCCAGAGGAUACUAAAGACCUCGGGCUCGCGCUCAAGAGUAUCCAUUCAGACUUCGCACCUGGCGGAAACGAGGUGGAAGAAGAUCCUGAUCACCUCCCACCUGUCGCACAUUCAAAGCUUGUGCAUCUCAAUGCAUACUACGAAAGUCCUGAGCCGCGCCACGUGGUUGAUGCCGAAGAGUAUGCACGUCGACACAAUGCGCGACUCCAGGUCUUUGGAGCACUCACGGAUCCGUUUGUGCCGCUGCACGUCUACUCGGGGAUCUUGCCUGUGCGGGAACUGUCGUUACCGCCGUGGACUUGGCAGGGUGCCCUAGCGAGGAUGAAAGCCUUCUUCCACGCUGGCCCCAUCAUUGUCACGAAAGACGUUGCAAACUUUGACGACAAUCGUGAGCUUGCGCCAGGUGUUGCUAUCACGCUCCCCGACGUGAAGCACGAGGAGGGGGCUGUUGGACUUCCGGCUGUGGCGGGCGGCGACUGGGCAUGGCUGCAGCCGUAUUACCCAGGGGAAGCAAAACAACCUCCGGCCGAGGAUGAUGGUGGCAGAGCAAGUGACGGUCCCGUGGUGCCACCGGCUCCGAUUGAAGCGCUCGAGAGAUACAUGGCGUUGCCGGUGCCAGCUGAGGACGAGCGUGCCAGAUUUGAUCGUGGGCCGCAUACGGCACUGGAGGGAUAUCUCAUGAUGCUGGGCCGCGAGAAGAAGUCGAAGACAUGA
Molecule: messenger RNA, 3879 nt
Organism: Verticillium dahliae VdLs.17
Lineage: Eukaryota; Fungi; Ascomycota; Sordariomycetes; Glomerellales; Plectosphaerellaceae
Exons: 6
Coding region: 1-3879 (1292 amino acids)
Source: RefSeq, a predicted model, not a curated record